This is a messenger RNA of Leishmania mexicana MHOM/GT/2001/U1103, 1089 nucleotides long. RefSeq lists its product as hypothetical. Lineage: Eukaryota; Euglenozoa; Kinetoplastea; Trypanosomatida; Trypanosomatidae. The record is from RefSeq and is a predicted model, not a curated record. Gene Ontology annotation, molecular function: protein binding. Gene Ontology annotation, cellular component: mitochondrial outer membrane; peroxisomal membrane. Gene Ontology annotation, biological process: autophagy of mitochondrion; peroxisome fission; mitochondrial fission. The transcript has a single exon. The coding region runs from base 1 to 1089 and encodes 362 amino acids.
AUGUUUGCCGCCUCCGGCCCCUGCUCCGACCGGCCUGACUUGGCGGAGCCAGCUAGCUUCUUUGAGGCUUUGCAGAUUCUUCGGACCGAAGACCCGUACUAUCUGAGCAUCACAAGCCCUUCCACAGAACAGGUCGACUACUUGAAUGGAGUUAUCAAGGGUUUGCGUCUGCAGCUGGAUGGCGGAGUAGAUGAAGCGACGGGUGACAAGACUGCGUACGAGCUCGCCGUCGCGCUUCUGUGGCACUCCGAUACGUUGCUAAUCGAGGAAGGCGUGCAGCUGAUGGAGUACUUGCUGAAGGAGCGUUGGGACCGUUAUUGGUCUAUGGCGAUCCGCAGUCGACCCAGCGCCGCGGUUGGCGACGACCAAGACGAAUAUGACGAGGAUGUUCGCAGUCAGGUGGUGGAGAGCGUGCCAGACGAGGACGACCGCAACGAUGACGAGUGGGUGGACAUCUUUGGAAGCCCAGCUGAGGGCCAAUGUGCGAACCGCAGUCGUAAUGCAGCAGUGGUGCAUCCCUGUUCUGCACAUUGCACGAGUAUCACAAUGGCCAAGAGCGCCGCACGCUCGGGAACGCAGGUGAUCUUGCGUGGCUCCGCUGUCCAGUUCGCCACGGCCCCGCCACCGCCAGAGAACGAAUGCGGGUCGGUGCCGCCAUCGCUGGUACGUGACCGCGGACAGUCUUCCGCUCUCACGCAGGGCGAGUCUGGCACGACCGUCAGCUCUUCCUGCGCAUGCUCUACUAGUACUGCUGUGAUGGCCAUCACACUGGGCUUGCAGAAGUCGUUGCAUUCGUCCUACACAGGGCCGGACACAGCAAUGUCAAGUACUGACAAGCAUGCUUUGAGUUUUAGUGACCCGCAUUUGCAUUACGAGCGUCUGGCGAAGUGCUACUACAACCUCGCCGUCGGCUACACAAAGAUCCGCAAGAACGAGAAGGCUCUCUUCUACAUUAGCAACAUGCUGCGGCUCAGCCCCUGGAGUGAGGAGGGGCUGUUGCUGCGGCGUCUCCUGUGCGCACGCCUGUACGUGCGACACGUCUUUAUUUUCUCUUUCCCGCUGCUUGCGAUGGGUUUGCUCUUUCUGUAG